AGCUAGUGGUCAUACCUCCAAACAUCACAAUGUAUCCAACAUGGGAGAGAGAUUUCCUGGAUUCCCAAGUCAAACUCACAUGCAUGCUGAGUGGCUUCUAUCCAGACGGACUGACCGUGAGUUGGGACACAGACAGCGAACCCUUACUGGACUCUGAAUCCAUUCAGAGGACGCUCAAAAGCACCAGUAAAAGCCCGAGCUUUACCCUAAGCAGUCAGAUCGAGCCAGACAUGACCCAAUGGGAGAGUGGCUCCAACUUCACUUGUACGGCAGUACACCGGAACAUGAAGCACAGCCAGUCCAUUAACAUCUGUAAAUUGAUACCAAAUAUGCCCCCUGCUGUUCACCUGGAGACUCCCAGUUUCCAAAUCAUAGAGACUGCAGUGUCCCAGAUAACAGCCACCUGCUCUGUGCACAGUGUGGUGAAGGCGUCAGUGACAUGGCUCCUGGAUGGACAGCCCUCUGCAUAUAAGAGCUAUGAAACAGUCAAAAGUACUAAUGUCAUCAGCUACCUGGACCUGUCCCCUCAUGUGUGGAAAAAACUGUCUUCCCUCACCUGCAAAGCUGAACAUAUCUGUCUCCCCACCACAGAGCAGAGGGUCGAUAUUUCAGAACCUCCAGUUUCUGCUCCAGUGGUGUCCAUCAGGAGGUCUCUUCCAGAUUUGUUGAAGGGCGAUAGGGCUGUGCUGGAGUGUGACAUCACAAGCAUGUCCUCUGCUGACCUCUAUGUGACCUUUCAGUCCAACGGGGUUGAUAUUUCCUCUAAAGACUUUGUCCAACUCCCUAAGGGCUCUGGCCUUCUUUCGAUCAGCAGAAGAUUUUCUGUCCCUAAAAAGCACUGGACCAAAGACAAACAUUUCAGCUGCAAAGUGAGCCAAGGUUUUUCUCGGAAAGUCACCUCCACACCCACAGGAAGCAUCUUUGUGGAGCCUUCAGUCAAGCUCCUUUUGGCCCCCCGUGACGAGUCAGGAAAUCAGAUGCUCUUGUGCACAGCAUGGGGCUUUGACCCGCACAUUGAAUGGAUCUCUGAGACCCAGAGAUCCAAUGGAUCAAAAGUGUCCAUCAGUUUGAAUGCAGAUGGACGUGUGGUGGUGAGCAGUGAGCUGCAAGUGCCUCAAACAGAGUGGAAAACUGGAAAGGUCUACAGCUGUCAAGUGUCUGACAAAUCUCUGAACAGAAUAAGCAAGGAGAACAUCAGUGUAUGUGCAGUGGCACCACAUUUGAAGGCCCCUCCUGUGAUUCUGGUGACACUCCCUUCGUUCCAGACCGUGAUGACCUCCUCCACUAAUGUGACGGUCUCCUGCUCAGUGUGCACUGUAUUUGAGGCCACAGUCUCCUGGUGGAUGAAUGGUAACUAUGCAAACAGUUACUCAGUGAGGCAGUACGUGAACUCCACUCAUAUCAUCAGUGAACUCACACUUCCACCCAGUCAAUGGAAAAGCGUGGCUAAUGUGUCCUGCAGUGUAAAGCAUGCAUGCCUCCUCACCACAGACAAGACUGUCCGUGUGGAAGUUCCUUCAGACACUGCUCCAGUGGUGUCCAUCAGGAGGUCUCUUCCAGAUUUGUUGAAGGGCGAUAGGGCUGUGCUGGAGUGUGACAUCACAAGCAUGUCCUCCGCUGACCUCUAUGUGACCUUUCAGUCCAACGGGGUUGAUAUUUCCUCUAAAGACUUUGUCCAACUCCCUAAGGGCUCUGGCCUCCUUUCGAUCAGCAGAAGAUUUUCUGUCCCUAAAAAGCACUGGACCAAAGACAAACAUUUCAGCUGCAAAGUGAUCCAGGGCUUCUCUGACAAAGUCACCUCCACACCCACAGGAAGCAUCUUUGUGGAGCCUUCAGUCAAGCUCCUUUUGGCCCCCCGUGACGAAUCAGGAUAUCAGACGCUCUUGUGCACAGCGUGGGGCUUUGACCCGCACAUUGAAUGGAUCUCUGAGACCCAGAGAUCCAGUGGAUCAAAAGUGUCCAUCAGUUUGAAUGCAGAUGGACGUGUGGUGGUGAGCAGUGAGCUGCAAGUGCCUCAAACAGAGUGGAAAACUGGAAAGGUCUACAGCUGUCAAGUGUCUGACAAAUCUCUGAACAGAAUAAACAAGGAGAACGUCAGUGUAUGUGCAGUCACUCCACCAGCAUCUAAGGUUGUUGGUGUGUAUGUCCAAGGUCCUCCACUGGAAGAGCUUCAACAAAAUGCUACCAGGUUGACCGUUUCCUGCCUUCUGGUUGGCCCCUCUCUGGACAGUUUCACAGUGACUUGGAAAAUAAAUGAGCAGAUUGAGUCUGGAGGCGUUCAUGCUGAGGCUCCAGUACUUCAGAGUAAUGGCACUCAGACCCUACUGAGCCAGCUGAGUUUGUCAGCACAGGACUGGCACGCACACAAACGAGUGACCUGUGAGGCAAAGCAUCUCUGCUCCAACCACAUCUUUAAAGAAGACACAAGCAAAAGCAGAGAGCAAUUUCCACCUAUUGUAACACUGACCCACCGUGACCUCAACGAGCUAUCCCCUUUGGACCCUGUUUCUCUGGACUGUCUUGUCUCUGGAUUCUAUCCUCCGGAGGUCAUCAUUUUCUGGGAGAAGAAUGGCAUCAGGAUUCCAUCUUCCAGCCAAACUAAUGCUCCAGUUUGGAAGGACAAAGAUAACGUUAAAUAUUCUACAAGUAGUCAUCUGAACAUAUUCAACACUUUAGAUGAAAAUUCCACCUACUCUUGUGUUGUGAGGCAUGAAUCGUCACCGGCACCAUUCACCAGUACCAUAACAGAUGUUUUUGCAUCGAUUAUCCCCACCAAGCCCUUCACGAGGUUGCUAAAUGGUCAUAAUAAACUAGCUUGUCUGGUGAGCGGCUUCAGUCCAGCGCCCGUUAACAUCUCCUGGUUUCUGGAUAAUUCGACUGAACUUCGUGACUACAACACCAGUGAGGUUCUCUGGGGCCACGAUGGAAAAUUCAGCAUCCAAAGUUGGCUCCACUUGACCCCCACAGACAUGCUACCAGGGGCCCUCUACACCUGCAGAGUCACCCACGCAACUGGUACCUCAGACGUCCAUUUUAUGUCAAAAGAAAGCGUAGAGGAGUGUAACUUCCUGGACUACCUCCUGCACACGGACUUGGAGCAGGACACUGGGGUGGAGAGCUGGUACAUGGCCUGCGUGUUCCUGCUGUGUUUCCUCCUGUCUGCGGUCUACUGUGUGGGGGCCACUCUGGUCAAGUCUUCCACAUCUGGGAGGGCUGCCAUCCGUGGAGCUUACGUCGUGUUACUAUUGGCUACCUCUGGAGUGAUGUUCCAGCCUGAGCCUCCAUUGGCCAGGGCCCCGUGGCUGCCUGCCCCAAAAGAGUGA
Molecule: messenger RNA, 3323 nt
Organism: Periophthalmus magnuspinnatus
Lineage: Eukaryota; Metazoa; Chordata; Actinopteri; Gobiiformes; Gobiidae
Gene: ighd
Product: immunoglobulin heavy constant delta
Exons: 12
Coding region: 30-3323 (1097 amino acids)
Source: RefSeq, a predicted model, not a curated record